Lithohypha guttulata is the source of this 4005-nucleotide messenger RNA. RefSeq names its product Translational repressor (gene SSD1). Gene Ontology annotation, molecular function: 3'-5'-RNA exonuclease activity; RNA binding. The record is from RefSeq and is a predicted model, not a curated record. Gene Ontology annotation, biological process: mRNA catabolic process. The transcript is spliced from 2 exons. Gene Ontology annotation, cellular component: P-body. Lineage: Eukaryota; Fungi; Ascomycota; Eurotiomycetes; Chaetothyriales; Trichomeriaceae. The coding region runs from base 1 to 4005 and encodes 1334 amino acids.
AUGGCUCAACAAAACCCUACUGGUGUCCCAGGUCCUGCAGGCCGCAAGCUGCAUAUCGCUCAUCGUCGUAGCCCUUCCGAAUUGACUCCUUUGAUGAUGGAGCAACUGGCUCUCCAGUCACAGAUUGAGAUGCUCCAGCGUCAACAACAGGCAAUAGCUGAUACACACCAACAGUACGUGAACAUGGGUAUGAUUCCACAGGGAAUGGCCAAUAUGCAAGGCUACUCUCCUGUGCAAGGUCAACAGACCCUCUCCCCCAACACUGCCAAUAACUUCCAAUUCCCACAAAUGCAACAAAUGGGUAUGCAAAUGAACCCACCACAGCAAAUGGGCUCGCACCGCAGGAAUCAGUCCGCCUUGCCUACAAUGAGUAUGGGUCCGCCUCCUGCUCCCUCCUCCGGUGCUUCCGGCUUCAACGACGUGAACCAGCAAGCCAUCAACCAGAAUCGUGAGAAUAACGCUGGCCGUGGAAGAGGUGGUCCGCCAGGAGCCGGUCAUGCUCGAAGACAUUCUUUAGCCCUCUCCGAAGCAAAGAAAGCCGCUGAAGAAGCCGAGAAGAAACGUGCAACUACCGGCUUUCAAUUUCCUAUCCCAGGGGCUGAGGGCUCUACAGACACCACUUCGUCAGGCAGCCCACAAGAAAACAAAUCAACACCAAGCUCGGGUCAAGGUCUUGGUUUACAACGUGCUGGCAAUAUCCGGGUUCCAGGCCAUGGUCGUAGUCAGAGUAUGGCUGUCCCUGGCUCCCGUGGUGCUGGCGCUGCUGGUCGUGGAGGCGGUCAGUUCCAGUUUCCAGGUCCUGCGCCAGGUCAAGAGGGUCAAUCCGACCUUCAACGACGAGGCAGCCAGGGUCAUGGUAGAUCCCAGUCUCGCAAUUUUGAGGGUAAUUGGAGACAGCAGAACAACACUCAGCAACCAGACCAGGCACAACAACCAAUGGGUCAGUUCAAUGCUCCCCAGCAGAUGAGCGCGCCGGGCUUUCAGCCAGGUCAUAGAACUCGUGGUUCUGUUAACCAGAGUAUUGGCUCUAUGGCUGGCUUCCAGUUUCCAAAUCAAGGACAGAUGCUUCAGAUGCCUCAAGGUCAGAUGAUGAUUAAUCCGCAGAUGUUUGCUGGUCAGCAACUCAAUCCAUUGCAACUUGCUCAGCUUCAAGCCAUGCAGGGUGCUGGUCUUACUGGGCUGCAGGCUAGUCAACAUGCUGUGCCACAGAUGGGUGGCCAGCAGCAACAGCAACAGAGAAAGACCCUAUUCACUCCUUACCUACCUCAGGCCACUCUUCCGGCUCUUCUCAACGACGGUCAGCUUGUCGCUGGUACUCUCAGGGUCAACAAGAAGAAUCGAUCUGAUGCCUAUGUAACCACUAGCGAUCUCGACGCUGAUAUCUUCAUUUGUGGUAGCAAAGAUAGAAAUCGAGCCCUCGAGGGCGAUUUGGUCGCUAUCGAGCUUCUCGAUGUCGACGAAGUAUGGGGACAGAAGCGUGAAAAGGAAGAGAAGAAGAAGAGAAAGGACAUCACCGAAGCCCGAUCAGGAGGUAGCAAGGGUGAAAGUGGCUCUACUGAGACUGCUUCAAUUGCUCCCGAUGGCAGUAUUCGUCGUCGCGGCAGUCUACGUCAGCGACCAACUCAAAAGAAAAACGAUGAUGUUGAGGUUGAGGGUCAAAGUCUGCUUCUGAUGGAAGAGGAGGAGAUAAGCGACGAACAGAAACCUUUGUACGCUGGCCACGUUGUGGCAGUCAUUGAGCGUGUUGCUGGUCAGAUGUUCUCUGGCACUCUAGGUUUGCUUCGUCCCAGCAGUCAAGCCACCAAAGAGAAGCAGGACGCAGAAAGGCACGCACGAGAUGGUGGACAUGGCCGCUCUGAGUCACGGAUGCAAGACAAACCAAAGAUCGUUUGGUUCAAACCUACCGACAAGCGAGUGCCCCUCAUAGCCAUCCCGACCGAACAGGCUCCUCGAGACUUCGUCGAGAAGCACAUGGACUAUGCAAACAGAAUCUUUGUUGCCUGCAUCAAGCGAUGGCCUAUCACAUCGCUACAUCCUUUCGGUACGCUGGUCGAGCAACUCGGUGAGAUGGGCGAUCUGCGAGUUGAGACAGACGCUCUGCUGCGAGACAACAACUUUGGGUCAGACGAAUUCUCUGAUGCUGUGAUGAAGAGUGUCGGUUGGGAGAAUUGGUCCCUUGAGUCUGAGGACGAAGCCUCGAUUGCCUCUCGACGUGAUCUACGAAACGAACGUACUUUCACAAUUGACCCUAACGGCACACAAGAGCUCGAUGAUGCCUUUCACAUCAAGAAGUUGGAAGAUGGAAAGGUUGAACUCGGUGUGCAUGUCAUGGAUGUUGCACACUUCGUCAAGGCCAACUCUCUGGUUGACAGAGAAGCAAAGAAGCGUGGCACCGGUGUUUACUUGAUCAACCGUGCUGUCAACAUGCUUCCUGCUCGAUUAUCGUCAGAUGUUUGCUCGCUUCUGCCAGGUCAAGGUCGUCUCACUAUCAGUGUAAUACUGAAGGUAGACUUGGCCUCCGGCAGAAUUGAGGAACAACCAUGGAUUGGUCAAUCCAUCAUUCAAAGCUCUGGCAAGCUUGCUUAUGAGGAAGUCGACAGUGUUAUUAGCGGAAAGAAGGACGUCCAAUUGCAAGGUGCCACUAUUGAGGACAUCGAGAUUUUGGCCCAGUUGGCCAAGAAAUUCAGGGAAGCUCGAUUUGGCAACCGUUCAACUGAUAUUCCACCGUUGCGCCUGUUGUGCCAGCUUGAUGAUGAAAAUGUGCCAGUGGAGCAAAACAUCUUCAACAACACACCUUCGCAUGAGAUCAUCGAAGAGGUUAGCCACAAGGCCAACUUCUUUGUAGCCCAGAGACUGCAACAAGCUUUGCCUGAUAAAGCUAUGCUCCGAAGACAACCGCCACCCAACCCUCGAAGACUGCAAACAUUUGCGGAGAGAAUGACCAAUGCUGGCUACGAGAUCGAUACUUCCAGUAGUGGUUCAUUGCAAGACAGUCUGUUCAAGGUCAAGGAUGCCGAUUUCCGAAAGGGAAUGGAGACUUUGCUUGUGAAGACUUUCUCAAGAGCGAAGUACUACAUUGCAGAACAGGUUCCGGAAGAUCAGCGACAACAUUUCGUGCUCAACUUACCAGUCUAUACGCAUUUCACGAACCCUUCACGACGAUAUGCUGAUAUCGUGGUGCACCGUCAGCUCGAGGCUGUACUUUCCAAUGGUACCAUCGAGUUUAAUGAAGAUCUCGAGAGCCUUGCUAAAAUGGCUGAGCAAUGCAACAACAAGAAAGAUUCUGCUCAAAAUGCUCAGGAGCAAAGCGUACACAUUGAGGCAUGCCGGGCCAUGGACAAGACCAGUGCCGAGCACGGUGGAGAUCUCAUCAGCGAUGGUAUCGUUAUUUGUGUUUACGAAUCUGCGUUCGACGUUCUGAUUCCAGAAUAUGGCUUCGAGAAGCGUGUUCAUUGUGAUCAGCUGCCGUUGAAGAAGGCUGAGUACCGCAAGAAUGAGCGCGUUCUUGAACUCUAUUGGGAGAAGGGCGUUCCUUCAUCUGCCUAUGUGCCUGAGGAUGAGCGAUCAGGUACAGCAGCCAGCACCCGCGCAAGUACUGCCAAGUCCACCGAGGCUGCCAAACAACGGGCCAAGGAGAGAUAUGAGGCUCAAUCCAAGCAGGUUGAUACGAGCACAAUGGGUACAGACGCCGUCAAUGCCCUCUUCGACGAUGACGAUAGUGCCUCGGAGGUUGCAGAGAGUAUGGCUGGCGUGUCACUGACAGACAAAUCUACCAAUGGUUUGGGCAAAGCUGGUCGAUCUGAUUCCGCUCUCAAUCCAAAUGCUCCUGAAAGCAAACUCAACGACAAAGAGAAGUGGCUGAGUCAGUUCAAGCUCCGCGAGGACGGUGGAGAGUAUAUUCAGGACAUCACCGAAAUGACGCGAAUACCUGUCAUCCUCAAAACCGACCUUACCAAAUCACCACCAUGUCUCACGAUCAGGUCUGUCAAUCCAUAUGCUCUUUAA